Messenger RNA from Aspergillus niger, 219 nucleotides. RefSeq lists its product as hypothetical. NCBI's taxonomy places the organism in Eukaryota, Fungi, Ascomycota, Eurotiomycetes, Eurotiales, Aspergillaceae. The transcript is spliced from 2 exons. The coding region runs from base 1 to 219 and encodes 72 amino acids. The record is from RefSeq and is a predicted model, not a curated record.
AUGGGGUUGUAUUUCGGAUCUCCAGAAGCUUCUUCUAUGGCCAACGCUUGGGAGUGGAUUGGGGAUGAUGGCCUUACCUCUUCGGUGACAUACGUCAAUUCAGCUUUUGUGGUGGCUGGUGGCUGGGCCAAAGAAUGUGUGGGCAUUCUUGACAAGGAAUCGAGAGAGUUGCGAGAUGGAAAGUUGAUGAGGUGCUCAGGAGAUCGGUUCCAUGGAUGA